This is a messenger RNA of Erigeron canadensis, 3853 nucleotides long. RefSeq names its product protein transport protein SEC31 homolog B-like. The record is from RefSeq and is a predicted model, not a curated record. Gene Ontology annotation, cellular component: endoplasmic reticulum exit site; COPII vesicle coat. Gene Ontology annotation, molecular function: protein binding; structural molecule activity. NCBI's taxonomy places the organism in Eukaryota, Viridiplantae, Streptophyta, Magnoliopsida, Asterales, Asteraceae. Gene Ontology annotation, biological process: endoplasmic reticulum organization; endoplasmic reticulum to Golgi vesicle-mediated transport; COPII-coated vesicle cargo loading. The coding region runs from base 127 to 3507 and encodes 1126 amino acids. The transcript is spliced from 22 exons.
UCACGAAAAUAUUAACGACACACACACACACACACACACAAGCCCUAACUUUCAUCAAAUCCCUAAAUUGAUCCAUUUGAUUUGAUUUAAUACAACAACAAUUCAUUCUAAAAAAUCAAAUCAAACAUGGAUUACAAUUCAUCAUCAUCACCGUGUAUAAAGGAAGUAACCAGAUCGGCAUCGGUGGCGUUUGCACCGGACGCGCCAUUCUUCGCUGCCGGAACAAUGGCCGGAGCGGUGGAUAUGUCGUUUAGUUCAUCUGCGAAUCUGGAAAUUUUCAAACUUGAUUUCCAAUCGGAUGAUCGGAAUCUGCCGUUAUUAGGUGCAGUAGCUAGUUCUGAGCCUUUUAAUAGAUUGUCUUGGGGUAAAUCUCCGUCUUCCGUCUCCCAAGAGUUUUCGCAUGGGAUUUUAGCUGGUGGCUGUGUUGAUGGUAAUAUUGGUCUCUGGAAUCCUAGACUACUCAUCAGCUCGGAGGAAACUGAAAGCUCUUUUGUUCAAAACUUAUCAAGACACAAAGGGCCUGUUCGUGGCUUGGAAUUUAGUUCUCUUUCACCCAAUCAUCUUGCUUCUGGUGCUGAAGAAGGUGACAUUUGUAUAUGGGAUAUUGCUAAACCAGCAGAACCUACACAUUUCCCGCCUCUAAAGGGAAGUGGAUCUGCUACACAGGGUGAAAUAUCGUUCUUAUCUUGGAAUAAGAAGGUUCAGCCUAUUCUGGCAUCCACUUCCUUUAAUGGAACUACUGUGGUUUGGGACCUGAGGAAGCAAAAGCCUAUUAUAAGUUUCUCAGAUUCAGUUAGAAGACGAUGCUCUGUUUUGCAGUGGCAUCCAGAUUUUGCAACACAACUUAUUGUUGCUUCAGAUGAUGAUAGUUCACCUUCUUUGAGGAUAUGGGACAUGCGGAACACAAUGUCCCCUCUUAGGGAGUUGGUAGGUCACACUAAAGGGGUUGUUGCAAUGUCUUGGUGUCCUAAUGAUAGCUCAUAUUUGCUUACCUGUGCCAAAGAUAACCGCACUAUUUGCUGGGACACUAAUUCGGCUGAGAUUGUCUCUGAACUUCCAGCUGGAACCAAUUGGAACUUUGAUGUGCACUGGUAUCCGAAGAAGCCAGGGGUUAUAUCGGCCUCUUCAUUUGAUGGAAAAAUCGGUAUUUAUAAUAUUGAGGCUUGUGCUCGGUAUGGCGUUGGAGAGAGUUAUCUUGUCUCAACGCCUUUAAGAGCCCCAAAAUGGUACCAGCGCAAAGCUGGAGUCACAUUUGGUUUUGGUGGCAAGCUCGUUUCUUUUCACUCGACUGGUUCCUCAUCUGGACAUUCAGAGGUCAAUGUCCGGGACUUGGUUACUGAACUCAACUUAGUGAGUACCUCAUCCGAGUUUGAAGUUGCGAUGAAGAGUGGAGAUCGAUCCUCACUGAGACUUCUAUGUGAUCAAAAGUAUCAAGAAUCUGGGUCUGAAGACGACAGGGAAACCUGGGGAUUUCUGAAGGUCAUGUUUGAAGAUGAGGGAACAGCAAGAACAAAGCUUCUAAACCACCUUGGCUUCAGUUUACCUGCAGAAGAAGUAAAUGAAACAAUAGAAGAUAUUUCUCACGAUAUGGAUUCUCUGAAUCUUAAAGAAAGUGAAGUAGCUAGAGAAGGAUAUAUGGGUGGCAACCAUUUGUCACCUACAGAUUAUGGGGAAGAUUUCUUCAACAAUCUUCCAAGCCCUAAAACUGAGACGCCUUUGUCAACAUCAGUCAAUAACUUUGGUAUUGAAGGUGGGGAAGAACCAACAAAGGAAAGCGAUUCAGUAGAAGGCAUUACCGACUCUUCAUUUGAUGAUGGUGUCCAACGUGCUUUGGUUGUUGGAGAUUACAAGGGAGCUGUUGCACAGUGCAUAGCUGCAAAUAAGAUGGCAGAUGCAUUGGUUAUUGCACAAGUUGGUGGCACUUCUCUGUGGGAGAGCACACGUGAUCAAUACCUUAGAAAGAAUAGUUCUCCUUACUUGAAGGUCGUUGCUGCAAUGGUGAACAAUGACCUUGUCAGCCUAGUAAAGACAAGACCCUUAAAAUCAUGGAAGGAGACGCUUGCCCUUCUCUGCACUUUUGCUCAGGGGGAUGAUUGGACUUUGCUAUGCGAUGCUCUUGCUUCUAGACUCAGAGCUUCUGGUAAUACACUAGCUGCAACCCUUUGUUAUAUAUGUUCUGGAAAUAUCGACAGAACAGUUGAAAUCUGGUCAAAGAAUGUCACCACUGAGCAUGAGGGAAAAACAUAUGUUGAGCUUCUUCAGGAUUUAAUGGAGAAAACUGUGAUCCUGGCUUUAGCAACUGGGCAGAAGAGAUUUAGUGCUUCCUUAUGCAAACUUGUUGAAAAAUAUGUUGAAAUAUUAGCAAGUCAAGGACUCUUAACAACAGCUAUGGAAUAUUUGAGGUUAAUGGGCUCUGAUAAUCUGUCUCCUGAACUGGUGAUUUUGCGUGAUCGGAUAGCCCAUUCAUCAGAACCAGAGGAAAAGGUGAGUGGUUCUAUAAAUUCUGGAAACUCUCGGUUACCAGAAACACCUUCAUAUGGAGUGAACCAUACAUAUUCAGGCGCUGGACCUUCUGGAAACUAUUAUCAGGAUGGCUCUUCUUAUCGUCAAAACUAUCAACAAACACCUGGUUCUUCAUACGGUACUCAGAAUCAACAGCAACAGCCUUCUUCAUUUGUUCCACAACCUACUACAUUUGUUCCACAGCAACAGCCUAAUACAUUUGUUCCACAGCAACAACCUACUACUUUUAUUCCAGCUCCAUCAGAUCAAUUUCCUCCGGCUGGAUUCACUCCACAACCACCAACUCAACCUGCUCCAAAAGGAUUUGUUCCUACCACUCCUCCAAUUAUUAGAAAUGUUGAUCAAUACCAGCAGCCCCCAAGCUUAGGUUCUCAGCUGUAUCCUUCUCAGGUGAAUACUAUUUCUAAUUACCAAGUUGGACCAUCGGUAUCUGGUUCACUUGGCCCUGUUCAAUCUCCAAUGGUUCCUACACAUGGACAAAAGAUAUCACAGGAUGCGGGACCUACACCACACACGAGGGGAUUCAUGCCUAUAAAUAAUACAGGACUGCAGAGAUCUACGUCGGGUCAAGCUCAACCGCCUAGUCCUUCACCACCGGCUGCACCUCCUGCCCCUCCACCAACAGUACAGACAGCCGAUGUAUCCAAUGUACCUGCACACCAAAAGCCAGUAAUUAGCACUUUAGUAAGACUUUUUACGGAGACAUCAGAAGUUAUGGGGGGUUUGCAUGCUGCUCCAACUAAAAAGCGGGAGAUUGAUGACAACUCAAAGAAAUUGGGUGCGUUGUUUGUGAAACUAAACAAUGGUGAUAUAUCCCAAAAUGCUUCUGAAAAGCUUGUGCAGUUGUGUCAAGCGUUGGAUCGUGGAGAUUUCCCUACUGCCCUCCAAAUCCAGAUUGCUCUUACAACAAGUGACUGGGACGAGUGCAGCUUCUGGCUAGCUCCGCUGAAACGAAUGAUCAAGGUUAGGCAGACUGUAAGAUGAAUUUAGCUGCAUCUCUACUUUGUACACAAUAAGUGCAUUCCCAGAAGCGUUUGGAUUUUUAAGCAGGUAUAGAAGUUGGAUUAUCUAGGAUGAUCUUUGAGGAACUUGUGUUUUUGCGUUGUCGUUUGUCUAACAGUUUUGAGGGUUUAGUUUUUAAUGGAUUCUUUCUACAUCAGGAAAGUAAUAUAUAGGGAUGGUGUUAUAUGACAUUUUACUACUGGCUGUCUUGUUCCUUAUUAUGUAAAAGUAAUUUUUGUGGCUCUUCAACUAGCCAACUCAUUGAGAUGACUCAUAAAUAUGUAAAAGUAUUUUCACUACCUAAUCGAUUCUAUUUUAUUGAAUAAAA